CGUCUUCUCAACCUUCUUUUCCUUCUUUGCUCGUCCUGAUCUCUCUUCUUCACCACCUCCACCGCCUUUCUUCCUUCUUCCUGCUUCAAUUCCCUGCUGAUCCUCAAUUACAAUGAGUUCUAAAGCUGUUAUUCUUGUCGGCGGCGGCACCAGAGGUACCCGCUUCAGACCGCUCUCCCUCGACAUGCCCAAGGUCCUCUUCCCCGUUGCUGGCCGCCCGAUCCUCUCCCACGCCCUCACCGCCCUCGCGGCCGUCCCGUCCGUCAAAGAAGUCCUCCUGAUCGGCUUCUACGACGACUCCGUCUUCAGCGACUUCCUCGCCGAGGCCUCCCGCGAGUUCCCCCAGUUCUCAAUCAAAUACCUGCGCGAGUACCGCGCCCUCGGCACCGCCGGCGGUCUCUACCACUUCCGCGACGCCAUCCUCAAGGGCAACCCCUACCGCCUCUUUGUCAUCCACGCCGACGUCUGCUGCUCGUUCCCGCUCAACGAGAUGCUGCAGAUGUUUGACGACAAGGAAGCAAAGGCCAUCAUCCUCGGUACCCACGUCGAGGCCGACGCCGCCCGCAACUUUGGCUGCAUCGUCACCGACGACAAAAAGCGCGUGAUCCACUACGUCGAAAAACCAGAGACCCACAUCUCGAACCUCAUCAACGGCGGCGUCUACCUCUUUGACCGCUCGAUCUUCGACGUCAUCGGCGCCGCCCGCGUCGCUAAAAUCGAGGACUCCGUCGCAGCCCAGUUCGACGACGAAGACGAGUCCCGCGAAGUCCUCCGCCUCGAGCAAGAUAUCCUCGUCCGCCUCGCGCAAACCGAAGGCUUCUACGUCUACGAGACCCGCGGCUUCUGGCGCCAGAUCAAGACCGCGGGCUCGGCCGUCCCCGCAAACUCGCUCUACCUGCAAAAGCUCUUCCAGCACGACAUCGACGCGCCCGGCCUCGCCAAAGCCUCCGCGUUCAUCAUCCCGCCCGUGUACAUCGACCCCACCGCCUCUGUCGAUCCGACCGCAAAGCUCGGACCAAACGUCUCGAUCGGCCCCCGCGCGCGCGUCGGUCCCGGCGUGCGCAUCAAGGAAGCGAUCUUGCUCGCCGACACCGAGGUCAAGCAUGACGCCAACGUGCGCUACUCCAUCCUCGCGCGGGGAGCUAAAGUCGGCGCGUGGGCUCGUGUCGAGGGAAGUCCCAUCACCCUCGACGAGCACCAGACCGUCAUGGUCAAGAACGGCGCCCGCGUCCAGAAUAUCUGUAUCCUGGCUCGCGACGUCUACGUCGCUGACGAGGUCCGGAUCCAGAACUGCGUGGUCUUGCCUCAUAAAGAUAUCAGAACCGAUGUCGUCAAUGAGAUUAUCAUGUGAAUAUCUCAACCUGUGAUCUGGCUAUUUAGCUAUUUGUAAAGAAACUUUGUAUUAUUUGUGUGAUUAUAUAUAGACUAUAUCAAUAAAUUGACUAUAUCAA
This is a messenger RNA of Myxozyma melibiosi, 1451 nucleotides long. Its product is annotated as nucleotide-diphospho-sugar transferase. Gene Ontology annotation, biological process: biosynthetic process. The record is from RefSeq and is a predicted model, not a curated record. Bases 113 to 1351 code for a protein of 412 amino acids. The transcript has 3 exons. Gene Ontology annotation, cellular component: cytoplasm. Gene Ontology annotation, molecular function: transferase activity. NCBI's taxonomy places the organism in Eukaryota, Fungi, Ascomycota, Lipomycetes, Lipomycetales, Lipomycetaceae.